CUCCACUGCAUGCAAUCUGUACUCGCCAUUCAGCGAUUGGUCUAGUUACUUCCGGGAUUCAAAGCCAUUCUCCACGGAUGGAUCUGAGGGACUCCGACAGAUUCGUAGCGCACGAGACAAGUCUGCUCAGGUUAGGCUUUGGGUAAAUUAUCUUCUAGGAAAGAUAUGCAAGCUUUCUAUCCAGCUUCUUAUCCUCGUACAUUACGCUGCGCCUGGGAUUUCCUGCAGGCUUUUUGUUAAACUCCCAGCAAACAGAGCCAUCCUUCGACACAGCCAUGUGCCUUCUCGCUGUCCGUGUGAGUCACAUUCCAAAUUUACUCAAAACGCUAAAACAUGUCUCGAGCAUUCACGAUCACAGUCCCCGCAACCUCAGCCAACAUCGGCCCCGGAUUCGAUGUCGUCGGGCUCUCCCUCUCCCUCCAUCUCACGCUUCGCGUCCAGAUCGCCGCCCCACCCGCAGAUACGUCCCCGGCGUAUGUCCCGCCGGCGCUGGAAUACACAGGCGAGGGCGCCGCCGAGGUCCCGCUCGACGCGUACAAAAACCUCACCACGCGCGUCGCGCUGUACGUCCUCCGCUGCCACGACAUCGCGCGCUUCCCGUCGCACACGCAGAUCCACGUGAACAACGAGAUCCCGUUCGGGCGCGGCCUGGGCUCGUCCGGCGCAGCCGUCAUCGCAGGCGUGCUGCUCGGGAACGAGAUCGGGCAGCUUGGGCUCCCGCGCGAGCGCCUCCUGGAUUUCGCGCUGAUGGUGGAACGCCAUCCGGAUAAUGUCACCGCUGCAUUGGUGGGCGGAUUUGUCGGCUCGUAUUUGAAGGAACUGGACGCGGCCGCGACGGAGGCGGCGAGUGUUCCGCUGAGUGAAGUUCUGCCCGAGUUUCCCCCGGAUGCGGGUGAGGAGUGGGGACUCAACCCACCUGUCCCCCCUCUCGGCAUCGGUCACUUCGUGAGGUUUGGAUGGUCGGAGAGCAUCAAGGCUGUGGCGAUCAUUCCGCGAUUUGAAUUGAGCACGGCCAAGGCGCGAGGAGUGCUUCCCACGGAGUAUUCGAGGAAAGAUCUGGUUUUUAACCUCCAAAGACUGGCGGUACUCACGACAGCGCUGGGACAGUCGCCGCCCGACCCCGAUCUCAUCUACGAGGCAAUGAAGGACCGAGUGCAUCAACCGUAUCGAAAGACUCUCAUACCUGGUCUGCCUGAAGUCACCUCAUCCAUCACACCGAUCACCCAUCCCGGUCUUCUUGGGAUCUGUCUCUCCGGCGCCGGCCCUACCAUCCUCGCUCUCGCGACGCACGGCUUCGAAGCUAUCGCCGAAGACGCGCGGAAGAUCUUCCUGACGAAGGACGUGGAGAUCGAUUGGAAGUUGCUCACGGUGGCGGGAGGCAGCGUUGUCCAACAAGAUUGAAUGUAAAAUUUAGAUACUGACGUUGUAUGAUGCUCGUUGCUCUAAUCGGGCAUGGAAUCGGGAUGCAUCAUUCAAUCUCUCGGCACUACGCUUCUCGACAUGCAGAUCUUCAGAUCAAGGCUAGAUUAGAUAGCGGAUGGCUGUGUACGUAGAUCAUUUCUGGUCGGAGUCACUGGGGCCCAGGCGACCCCCCGACCUUUGUUCGGCCUACUCCCAUUUUGCAUGCAGGCGCCGGAACACAUCAGCGACAUCGAUGCAAAACGACAUGAGUUCUAUGACCAGGCCGGCAGCGAUUACGGAUACGGUCUCGGCAGCGACGCGUUCCAUGCGCUACGGUCGGCAGAAUACCCCAGCCUCCACGGGACCACCUUCCUCGACUACGCGGCAUCUGCGCCAGCCCCUGUUUCGACGAUCCGCGCCCUAGCCGACGCGGUGUCCACGACGCUGUUCUCGAAUCCCCACUCCCGCGCGCCAGCGUCUGUCGCCUCUUCCCUGGAGAUCGAGCAGUGCCGGGGGCGGAUCUUGGAGGAUCUGUUUGGGCUCGACGAGGCGCAACGAGCUGAUUGGGAUGUCGUUUUCACGUCUGGGGCCACCGCCUCGCUCAAGUUGGUGGGUGAGUCGUUCCCGUGGGGGCGCGGAACGAAGUACGUGUACCUCAAAACAAGCCACACGAGCCUUGUCGGGAUACGGGGGUGCGCUCUGGCGUGCGGGGCGGAGGUCCUGCCGGUUAGCGUCGAGGACGUUCCCGUGGAUCUGGCCCCUGCCUCUUUGUUCGCUUACUCUGCGCAGUGCAAUUCCACGGGACAGCGGCUCGGGCUUGGCUAUGCGCAGCGGGUGAAGGAGAGAUGUCCGGACGUGUACCUGCUCGUCGACGCCGCGGCAUAUCUCUCCACUGCUGUCCUCGAUCUCGGAUCUAUACCCAUUGAGACGGCGCCCGACUUUGUAUCUUGCUCUUUCUACAAGAUAUUCGGCUAUCCGACUGGAUUGGGCUGCCUUGUAGUCAAGCGCGCUUCGUCACAUGUCUUACAGCGCCGGGGAUAUUUCGGCGGGGGGACCGUCGAUGGAUUGUCUGUCGAAUCAGCCCAGUGGAUGCAGCCGCGGCGGCCGAUGCUCCCUGGCACGGUGCACGAGAGAUUCGAAGACGGCACUGUCUCUUACUUGAGCAUCGUCGCUCUCGCUCGUGCUCUGGACACCCACAAACGGCUAUACAAGUCACACAGACAUGUCGCCAAGCACGUCAGCUCGCUUGUGCGGUUCGCCACCGGCGAGCUGGCAUCUCUACGCCAUGCGAAUGGGAAACCCGUGGUUCAGCAGCAUCGGUCGUUCGCAGCUGCGGCUGCGUUCUUGGAAGACCCGGGGCCCAUCAUCGGAUUCACUCUACUCGACGACAAGUCAAAGCCAUUGGGACACGUGCAUCUAGAGCAACUGGCGGCUGUGAAUGGAUUCCAGAUCCGCACAGGAGGUCUCUGCAACACAGGUGUGGUUGCUUCGGUCUUCGAUCUCACGGAUAAAGAUCUGAAGGGGGAGAACGAUCGGGGGCGAGCGUGCUGGGAUGAUGAGGAAUUCGGCGGAUUGAAUCGCGAAAAACCGCUUGGUUUGGCCCGCAUAUCUUUCGGUGCUUCGUCGACGAUAGAUGAUGUGUUGCAGUGGAUUUCCUUUGUCCGUCGAUAUUUUGUUAUGUCGACAACCGUCAUUGCCUUGUCGGACCCUGUGGCUGACCCAGAUGCCCUUACCGCCUCCGCCACUUUGGAUACGGCCAUGUUGUAUCCCAUCAAAUCAUGCGGCGGUCAGUCUCUGCAAGGGCGUUGGAAAGUCGUUCCCACGGGGCUGCUCUACGACCGAGAAUGGAUGCUAGUGAACUCCGCGUCGGGGCGGACGCUGUCGCAGAAACAGUAUUCCCGAAUGGCGCUCAUUCGACCCUCCGUUGAUAUCCGAGCUGGUAUCCUACUCGUGCGGGCUCUAGGGAUGCCGGACCUGGCACUGCCGCUGGCACGGUCCGCGGGGGAGAGCGCAGCCGCGGAUACCAAUCUCUGUGCGGAUAUCGUCCCCUCCAGUCCCUCGGAUCCGAAAACAGACGCGUGGUUUAGCGAGUUCCUCGGGAUCAGCUGCAGCCUGCGACGGGUCGCGCUUGGAGCAGAGCGGCACGGGCAUUUCGAGGGCGUCGCGGGCGCAGCGGUACCGAUUCUGCUCUCGAACGAAAGCCCUUUCCUGCUGAUCUCGCGCGCGUCCGUCGACCAGCUCAACGCGUGGAUCGCGCCGGACGACGCGGUCAAGGCGGACUGCUUCCGCGCGAACUUCACGAUCGCGGCGGCGUCGCUGCCUGCGUUCCACGAGGACGGCGUGGAUCUCGUGCGCAUUGGGAAGGAGACGUUCCAGGUGCUGGCGCGCUGCAGGCGGUGCUUGAUGGUCUGCAUCGAUCAGGCCACCGGAAUCCGGACGCGUGAGCCUCUGAGCUGUUUGGCGCGCCGGCGGAAGAAUGCGCGCGGGAAGAUUGAGUUUGGGGUGCACCUCUUGUGGCGGAAAGACCUCAGCACGGGCGAUGGCUGGGUAAACGUGGGUGAUCAGGUCGUCUUGGCCUCUUUGAAGUAG
This is a messenger RNA of Mycena citricolor, 3990 nucleotides long. Lineage: Eukaryota; Fungi; Basidiomycota; Agaricomycetes; Agaricales; Mycenaceae. The record is from the annotation of a GenBank genome assembly.